AUGGAGUCGAUGGCUUUGAACCGACUCGAAUGGAUCGCCUCCGCCCUCGACGCUCUUGCCCCGGAACAGAGUGGCUUCCGCCGACUCCGCUCGACAGCUGAUUCCAUCGCGGACGUUGUCGCCACUCUCGAGCACGCUGCAAGCCGCCACGAAGCCACAUACCUGGUGCUGCUCGAUGUCGAACGCGCGUUUGACGGCCUCCCGCACGGCACCAUCAUCCAGGCGCUUCGCGAGCUGCGCAUCACCGGCCGCCUACUGGACUAUGUGUCGGCCUUUCUUAGCGACCGAAAUCUCAGAGUGCGUGUUGGCGACGCGCUCAGCACCCCCCGUAGCGUGACCGCUGGUGUUCCUCAGGGCAGUGUUCUUAGCCCCUUUCUAUCCAACUUGGCGCUUGCAAGGCUCCCCGAUUUCAUCCCGAAGCUGACAGCCUUCGAAGUCCGCGUGGCGAUUUACGCCGACGACAUCGCUCUUUUCGCUUCCGCGCCCACGGACUAUGGCUACCAAGUGCGGCAAUCACUACAGUCUGCUAUCAACGCCGUGGACGAAUACCUCACCAGCGUGGGGCUUCAGCUCUCGGCGUCUAAAACCGAGGCGCUAAUGGUCCACCCCCGUGCUAGCCGUGCUCGCUCCGAAGUGCCCACGCUCUCGCUGCGCGGAAGCCCCCUCCCGUGGCAGAGAAAAGUUCGCUACCUGGGCCUUCACAUCGACUGCCUCCUGAACUUUAAUGCGGCAACCACACAGCUCUGUAGGGACGCCAGGAAAGUUGCAGGCGCCGCACGCUCCCUGCUCGCCCGUGGCCGCGGCUGCACAACGCAUCUUGCGCUCCGAGUUUAUAACUCGAUCGCUACUUCGCGAGCGCUCUACGCGCUCCCGCUCACCAACGCCAGUGCAGCCAACUGGAGGGCCGUUGACGUCGAACACCGCACUGCAGUUCGCCAGAUGUACGCGCUUCCCCGCUUCUCGCAAGUGGGGGCAACUCUCGCCGAAGCGGGCAACUGGCCGCCCUCACUUCGUGCGAGGAAACACGCGCUUCACCACAUCGAGCGCCUGCAACGGUCGCCACAGGGCCAGUCUUUCGUGUGCCGCCUCCACACCCUCGAGGGCUCGGGCAUGGGUCAGCAUGCCACCGACUUCAGCGCCCGCAUCGCGUCUCUGCCGCAGCUCCUUCCCUCGCCGCCAUCGCCGCACGCUUCCCCGCUGCUUGACGUUAACAUCAGCGUCCCCGGCGUCACGAGCAAGCGCCGAACAGCACUAUGUGCCAUGCAGCAGGAGACGGCUGCACUGCUUCACGAACACCUACGCGACCGCCUCCUAGUCUACACUGACGGCUCUGUCUCCAGUGACGGCUCCGCUGCUGCUGCGUGCACGGCACCGGACAUUUCUGCGUCCCGGCAGUGCCGUCUCCGUUUCCCUGCCUCAUCGACAGUCGCCGAACUCGCGGCCAUCGACCUUGCGGCUGACCCUCUUCACCAGUGCGGUGUCUCGUCUGCUGCGAUCCUGAGUGACUCGCGCGCGGCUCUGUGCAAGCUGCGGAAAGACUAUGCCGGUGUGCCACUUGUGCAGAGCGUGGGAUCGAAACUGCGCCACGUCGUAAAUCAGGGCUGCGACUUGGUUUUGCAGGGGGUCCCCGCGCACAUUGGCCUGCCCGGAAACGAAGCAGCGACGCCCUUGCGAAGCAAGCACUCGCGGCUCGCUUCCCCCUCGCAGCCUCCGUCACUCGCUUCGACGUGGCCAAGACGGCCAUACUGCGCACCCUCCGCGCGCAUCAAUCCGACUCACGUGUUGCUGCGGGGACGCCCCCUCGCCUCCUCCCCCGCGCCGGCCUCUCCCGCUGGGAUCGUUCCUUUUUCCUGCGGCUGCGCGUCGGCUGCUACAGCACGGCCGCCCGAUUGCACAGACUGCACGAAACAGGCAGCCCCGCGUGUGCGGAAUGCGGCGAGGAUGAGACACUGGAACACCUUCUCCUGCGUUGCCCAUCCUUCGACGUUGAGCGCACCUCGCUCUGUGCUUCAUAUCGCCGAGUCGGACUACCGUGCAGCACGGAGGGUGACCUCCUAUUUCCCGUAG
Messenger RNA from Dermacentor albipictus, 2067 nucleotides. NCBI's taxonomy places the organism in Eukaryota, Metazoa, Arthropoda, Arachnida, Ixodida, Ixodidae. The record is from RefSeq and is a predicted model, not a curated record.